Molecule: messenger RNA, 2727 nt
Organism: Pichia membranifaciens NRRL Y-2026
Lineage: Eukaryota; Fungi; Ascomycota; Pichiomycetes; Pichiales; Pichiaceae
Exons: 1
Coding region: 1-2727 (908 amino acids)
Molecular function (GO): oxidoreductase activity
Source: RefSeq, a predicted model, not a curated record
AUGUCAGAACAAGUAUCUUUGAAGGGAAAGGUGGUAAUCAUCACCGGUGCUGGAGGGGGGCUAGGAAAGGUGUAUGCGCACCAGUUUGCCUCUAGAGGGGCGAAGGUGGUGGUGAACGACCUCGGAGGCUCUUUGACGGGCUCGGGGAACUCCAACAGGGCAGCCGACGUUGUUGUGGAAGAGAUCAAGAAAAGUGGCGGAACGGCAGCAGCAAAUUACGACAACUUGGUGACCAACCCAGAGGGAAUCCUACAGACUGCACUUGACAACUUCGGCACCGUGGACAUUCUCAUCAACAACGCGGGGAUUUUAAAGGACUCCAGCUUCAAGAACAUGACCGAGAAACAGUUCACCGACGUGUUGGACGUGCAUCUCAACGGCGCGUUCAAGCUCACCAAGCUUUGCUGGGAGGUCUUCAAGGCGAAGAAGUACGGCCGGAUCAUCAUGACUGCGUCGCCGGCAGGCUUAUACGGCAACUUCGGCCAGGCCAACUACUCUUGCGCCAAGCUGGCGUUGGUGGGCUUCGGCGAGACCUUGGCAAAGGAGGGCUACAACAGCAAUAUCAAGGUCAAUAUCAUUUCGCUAUUGGCCAAGUCCCGGAUGACCGAGACAGUCCUGCCUCCCGACGUGUUGAAAAAGUUGUCCCCCGAGAAGAUUGCUCCGUUGGUGCUUUAUUUGACCUCUGAGGAGUGUCCAUCAACGGGGUCGAUUUACGAGGUUGCCGCCGGCUUGUUUGCCCAGAUAAAGUGGCAACGGAGCAGCGGCUUGUACCUUAACCCCUCCAGUGACACACUGACCCCAGAGGCAAUUCUCCACAAGUUUAGCAAAAUCUCGGACUUCAAGGACUCUGAUUACCCAAUCAUGUUGAAAGACUACAACAACGUGUGGGAUGUCACAAGCAAAUUGGGUAAAAACGAUCAGGGAAAAAUUAAGAUAGAGUCGUUAAGGGACAAGGUUGUGGUGAUUACUGGUUCAGGUAACGGGUUGGGCAAGUCGCAUGCCCUCUGGUUUGCCAAAUAUGGCGCCAAGGUUGUGGUGAAUGAUUUCAAGGACCCCUAUUCCGUAGUCGAUGAAAUCAACAAGAGCGGGGGAACUGCAGUGGCUUCGAAACAUGAUGUCUACUCCGAGGCAGAUAAAAUCAUCAAGACCGCUUUGGACAAUUUUGGAACUGUUGACAUUUUGGUCAACAAUGCAGGGAUUCUACGGGACCGCUCGUUUGCCAAAAUGAGCCAGCAGGAGUGGGACCAGGUUAUCCAGAUCCACGUGUUGGCAACAUACAGGUUGUGUAAGUUGGUCUGGCCAAUAUUCUUGGAGAAAAAGUCGGGCUACAUCGUCAACACCACUUCAACCUCUGGGAUCUAUGGCAAUUUUGGUCAAGCCAACUACGCAUCUGCUAAGGCCGGAGUGUUGGCACUAACCAGAACGCUAGCUAUUGAAGGAAGAAAGGCAAAUAUCAAGUGUAACGCCAUUGCCCCACAUGCUGAGACCGCCAUGACCAAAACCAUUUUCAAGCAGACCGAACUCAACAAGUUCUCUACUUCGCAAGUUUCACCAAUGGUUGUUCUAUUAUGCAGUGAGGAGGUGGGUGGUAUUACCGGCGAACUAUAUGAGGUUGGCGCAGGAUGGAUCGGCAACACCAGAUGGCAAAGAGCCAAAGGUGCGGUCUCCCACGAUGAACACAUCACGCCAGAGUUUGUUCAAACAAGCUGGAAAGAUAUUACAGAUUUUAGCGAUGGCAUAACUUUGAAAUCUGCCGAAGAAUCGUCAAUUGCCAUUCUAGAGUCUGUUGGAAGCGAAGACGAAGAUGAGGACGACGAAGAUAACGAAGAUGACAAUGAAAGUAAAGAUGACACUGGCUCGUCUGAUGAAGCCUACACGUACGACCACCAUCAAGUCAUCUUGUACAAUAUCUCGGUCGGUGCUACCAGCAAGGAGUUGAAGUAUGUUUAUGAGUCUGAUCCAGACUUCCAAGUGUUGCCAACAUUCGGCGUGAUUCCAUUCAUGAACCAGGAGGAUGGAGGUUUGAACUUUGAUGACCUACUCGACAACUAUAACCCUAUGAAGUUACUACACGGAGAGCAUUACCUGAAGGUGAACAAGCUCCCCAUUCCAACAAAUGGGAAGCUCACGACCAAGUCCUUCCCAAUGGAGAUCAUCAACAAGGCUAAGGGAAGCAAGCAAAAUGUGUUAAUGAGAUCCGGGUACAAGACUUUUGACGAAAACGGUGAGUUGCUAUUCACUAACGUUGGCUCGUACUUUAUCAGAGACUGCAAGACCCACAGUGGGAAAGACGAGGCUCCUGGGGGUGGUAAGGAGGGGAUCAGCAAUUUUUACAAGAAGGACUUUGCUGCCUCGGGCACGCCUGACUACGAGGGCCAGUUCAAGACCGACAAGGAUCUAGCUGCUCUAUAUCGCCUCAACGGAGAUUUCAACCCUCUUCAUGUGGAUCCUGUUUUUGCCAAAGGCGGCAACUUCUCGAAGCCUAUUCUCCACGGCCUCUGUUUCUACGGGAUCUCUGCCAAGCUUUUGGUCGACAAAUUUGGACUUUUUGACGAGAUUAAGGCCCGGUUUACGAGCUUUGUCUACCCUGGAGAGACCUUGAAGGUAUUGGCGUGGAAGUCCGGACCAGUGGUGAAGUUCCAGACAUGGGUAGUGGAGAGAAAUGUCAAGGUCAUUGACUAUGCUGCCAUCCAUCUAGUGGAGGGUGGCCUUUCCUCUAAGUUAUAG